Molecule: messenger RNA, 2454 nt
Organism: Puntigrus tetrazona (Sumatra barb)
Lineage: Eukaryota; Metazoa; Chordata; Actinopteri; Cypriniformes; Cyprinidae
Gene: cdc42ep1b
Product: CDC42 effector protein (Rho GTPase binding) 1b
Exons: 3
Coding region: 1186-2091 (301 amino acids)
Source: RefSeq, a predicted model, not a curated record
CUGGAGUGACCUCCAAGAACCUGUUAGCAUUUAGAUCAUUUUACAGGUUCGCGAGUCUACUGUAAAAUAGCGUGAUUGUAUUUAUUUUUCUGCUUCUUCGAGUCUUUACUGAACCAAACAAUCCUGUGAUCGUGUGUGAUGAUUCCUCCAGUGCGCAUGCGCGCCGCCCUCCUGUCUGUCCGCGCGCGGAGCGGAGACGCGACCCACGUUUAUUCCUCAAAACUUUGCUAUUAUUCGGGUUUAAGGACGCUCGUGAAGGGAAAAUACUGACUGACGGGCGGCUAAGUGGAUUGAGACGGUCCGUCGAGAGAAAGAAGAAGAGAAGUGAGUGAGAGAGAGAGAGAGAGAGGGAGAACGGGGACAAAUAAUCCGGCUAAUCCAGGCCAAUCCCAGCCGUUCAGACUCCUCUAGAGCCGCAGACAAAACACGGAGGAUCACGCUCGCGUCUGGUGUGCUCUGGACAGGCUGUUUUGGGGGAUCCUGGGAUGCUGAAGGCCUGCGGCGGGAUUCAUAAACGCUAGAAACAACAGAUCCCAGCAGGACAGAGCUGAAGGAAAAGGACGAUGCUGGUUGCCACUCAUCUGACAAAACAGGAGAAACGGCACCCGGCUUCGGUGCGGACAUGAACUCAGACGCGGUUCUAAAGGAGAUCUAAAAGAGGAGAUGUCUGGAACAGAUGUUCGGAAGACGUUCCGCUUCGUGUAAAUCUGAGCAAGUCUCUAAAACCGCGUUAGCAGUGGUUUAGCGGACCUUUUGAAAGGAUGGCGACGUGUUAGACACCGAAUCGUGUUUUUCCGGCUAUAGGAGAGCGUGCGAGCUUUCUGUGACCACUCGAAGGUGUUUAAAUUCUUCGUAAAUCCUAUUAGGCUUCUUUAACAGGUUAUUUUUAAACCCGAGAUGGGCAGCGGCUCACAGACCGAUGGAGCUGAUACCGGCGUGUGAACACGUAAAAACACUCGCGUACUCGUAGCAAGUAGAUUCGAUCUGAGAGUUUGUCAUAACGAUGCUCUUUAAAACAGUCUUCGGUGCCAUUCUUGCUUUGAGAGCUUUUGUGUUUUUGCUGCUCAUCCACAGAGGAACCCUCAAGUAAUUGGUCAAGUAAUUAUUUUCCAAUUUAGCAUUUAGCGUUUGACAUCUGAGGAGCCCAUCAAGUCGAACUUGGUCAUUUAAAACACGUUUCUCGUCAUGAGUCUGGGAAAGUUGCCGGCGAUCAAAGGCCUGGUGUCCACGUCCCACGGCAAGCGGCGGUUUAAGAGCGACCUGUCGGUGGACAUGAUCAGUCCGCCGCUCGGCGACUUCCGCCACACGAUGCACGUGGGCCGCGGCGGGGACGUCUUCGGCGACACUUCGUUUCUGAGCAACUACGGCGGAUCGAGUCACAGCGAUGGCCUGCGGAGCCCGGACUCGCCCUCCGGCCCCAAACCGUCGCGGUUUUUGUCGAGAACGCUGCAGCACGUGCGGAAGACGCCUCUGCCGCGGCUCAGAGGCGGCUCGCGGGACUUCUCGUCCCCUCCGCCACACGUCUCGCCCAUCAUUAAAAACGCCAUCUCUCUGCCUCAGCUCAACAUGACCGGCGGCCUGAUGAGGGCGCUGCUGCCCACCUCCACCAGCUCCCCGGACGAGCCCCUCUGCUCCUACGCUCUUCAGUCUGGUUUCAUCACGCUGCCUCGUUUAUCUCGACUCGACCCGAGCUUGGAGGAGACGUCCGAGGCGCUCAGUCGACGGAGCUCCUUCCCCGAGAACAGCGAGGUCUCGUUGGCGCGGUCCGACUCGCUCUCGUCCUUCACGGUGGACCUCGGGCCCUCCCUCAUGAGCGAGGUUCUGGAGAUGAUCGACAGCUCCUGCGGCCUCACCGGGAGCCGCGAGGGCGAGGAGGAGGAGAGCGAGGCAGAUCAGACGGAGGCUCCGGUCAGGCGUCCCAUCGGAGCGGACGCGGCCAUCGAGCCCAGGAGGUUCCGGCAGGCCGCUAGCAUGCUGGCGCGUCACUUUGGAGGAGGAAGAUCUGAAGAAGAGCGCCAGAGACCUUCAUCCUUUAGACACAGCAGGACACCGUACAGCUUCACCGAGGCGGAGGAAGAAAUCAAAGUAUGAAUCAGAAACUACGCAUACGGAUUAUACUAAAAAAAACUAGCUUGAUUUCAAAGACAAUUUAGUUUUUAAUAUGACCUUUAUUUAAUAAAAUGAGUUUUGGACAUAUGAAUCUGUAAACGAGCAUCAUUCAGACGAACAGAUCUUUAGCUCUACUUUUCAGUCAAGUAUUUUCAACGAAUCUGUCCUGUACGUGUUUUACAUUUAUAUUUUUAUGUGCAUAUGCAUUUACAAAACCAAAAGCGCAACACAAAUCGACAGUAGAUCUACAAAAAAUCCUUUAUAUAUUUUAACAGCAUGAUUUGUCAAGUUUUAAACUUGGUACUGACAGAAAUAUGUAUUUAUAAGUUGAAACAAUUAAUGUUA